Messenger RNA from Nicotiana tabacum (common tobacco), 12123 nucleotides. Its product is annotated as E3 ubiquitin-protein ligase UPL1-like. Gene Ontology annotation, molecular function: protein binding; ubiquitin protein ligase activity. Gene Ontology annotation, biological process: protein polyubiquitination; ubiquitin-dependent protein catabolic process. Gene Ontology annotation, cellular component: cytoplasm. Lineage: Eukaryota; Viridiplantae; Streptophyta; Magnoliopsida; Solanales; Solanaceae. The record is from RefSeq and is a predicted model, not a curated record.
CACUUAUUUUUUGUGUAAAAAAAUUAAAAUUGCUCUCCUAUCUUUCUUCAAUUUCUCUCUAUUCUCCUCUAUCUCUCCGCGAUCCUCACUCACCAAUCGUUUUAACCAAAAACCCUUUCCCGAAAACCCUAGAAAUCGCACGAUCUUCCUUAAAACCUCAUUGCCUCAUUUCAAAUUCAAUCUCUUUUAGGAUAUAUUAAUUUGAUCGUUUCAAAGCCUCAGCUUCUUGAUUUUACUGAUUAAUUGGAUCGUUUAUUGUCCAAUGGUUUAAUCAAUUGGUUGAUAUUAAGAUGAAGUUAAAGCGAAGGAGGGCCGUAGAAGUGCCUCCAAAGAUCCGAUCGUUUAUCAGUAGCGUCACUGCUACUCCAUUAGAGAAUAUAGAAGAACCCCUGAAAAGUUUUGUUUGGGAGUUUGAUAAGGGAGAUUUUUAUCAUUGGGUUGAUCUCUUUAUUCACUUUGAUACAUUUUUUGAGAAAUACAUUAAGACUAGGAAGGAUUUGCAACUUGAUGACCACUUUUUGGAAUCCGAUCCUCAAUUUCCAAGGGAAGCUGUUCUCCAGGUCCUUCGUGUUAUAAGGAUAAUAUUGGAGAACUGCACAAAUAAGCAUUUCUACAGCUCAUAUGAGCAUCACUUGUCAGCUUUGCUUGCUUCCCCCGAUGCGGAUGUGGUUGAGGCGUGCUUGCAAACUUUGGCUGCCUUUUUGAAGAAAACAAUAGGGAAAUACGUCAUUAGAGAUGCUUCUCUUAAUUCAAAGCUGUUUGCCCUUGCACAGGGUUGGGGAGGAAAGGAAGAAGGCCUUGGGUUAAUUGCGUGUGCUCUGCAGGACCGCUCUGAUUCAAGUGCUAAUGAGUUAGGUUGCACCUUGCAUUUUGAAUUCUAUGCAGUGACUGAAUCUUUAGAUGAGCCCACUGCCCCUGCUGGUUUACAGACCAUCCAUUUGCCCAGCAUUGACAGCAUACAAGAAUCAGAUUUGGAACUUUUAAACAAUUUAGUCUUACAGUACAAAGUCCCUCCUAUUUUGAGAUUUCCUCUUUUGACAAGAUUGCGAUAUGCUAGGGCAUUCAGUUCUCCAGCUUCUCGACAACAGUACACUUGCAUACGCCUCUAUGCAUUUAUAGUUCUUGUUCAAGCAUGCAGUGAUUCAGAUGAUUUGGUUUCGUUCUUCAACACAGAACCAGAGUUCAUUAAUGAGUUGGUUAUAUUGAGCUAUGAAGACGUAGUUCCUGAGAAGAUUAGAAUUUUGGCUCUUGUUUCCUUGGUUGCUCUCUGUCAAGAUCGGUCACGCCAGCCAAGUGUGUUGACAGCUGUAACAUCUGGGGGGCAUCGUGGUAUUCUCUCCAGCCUUAUGCAAAAGGACAUUGAUUCUAUUGUUAGUAAUUCCUCAAAAUGGUCUGUUCUUUUUGCUGAAGCUCUGCUAUCUCUUGUUACCAUUUUGGUCUCAUCUUCAUCUGGUUGCUCAGCCAUGCGAGAAGCAGGUUUCAUUCCUACUCUUCUACCUUUACUUAAAGAUACGGAUCCUCAACACUUGCAUUUAGUUAGCAUGGCUGUUCAUGUUCUAGAAGCAUUCAUGGAUUAUAGUAAUCCAGCUGCUGCGCUAUUCAGAGAUUUGGGAGGUUUGGAUGAUACCAUAGCACGCCUUAACAUAGAAGUUUCUCGUGUUGAAAAUGGUAUAAAGAUGCCUAGUGCUAGUAUUGAUCUUGACAGUUCUGACUUCAGUGGUUCUCAGAUAGUUGCUGGUACUUCUUCUGAUCUAGACAGCAGGCAGGCUCUUUAUUCUGAUGUGUUGGUUGCUUAUCAUCGGCGGUUACUGAUGAAAGCUUUACUACGUGCCAUAUCUCUGGGAACCUAUGCUCCUGGAACCACUGCUCGUAUUUAUGGUUCAGAGGAGAGUUUGUUGCCUCAAUGCUUGAGCAUAAUCUUCAGAAGAGCUAAGGAUUUUGGUGGAGGGGUGUUUCAUCUUGCUGCAACGGUGAUGAGUGAUCUUAUUCACAAAGAUCCUACCUGCUUCCCUGUAUUGCAAGCAGCUGGUCUUCCUUCUGCCUUCAUUGAUGCUAUUAUCGAUGGAGUUGUAUGCUCUGCUGAAGCUAUAACUUGCAUACCUCAGUGUUUAGAUGCUUUGUGCUUGAAUAGCUAUGGUCUUCAGGCUGUGAGAGAUCGCAAUGCUUUGAGGUGUUUUGUAAAAAUAUUCACUUCAAAAACAUAUGUCAGAGCCCUUAGUGGAGAUACCACUGGAUCUUUGUCUAGUGGCCUUGAUGAACUAAUGCGGCAUACCUCAUCACUGCGUGAACCUGGAGUGGAAAUGAUGAUCGAGAUCUUGAAGGAGAUUGCAAAACUUGGAUCUGUUCCAGAAGCUAUUUCACCCUCAGCUGAAAGUCCUAGCUCUUCUAACCCUGUUCCCAUGGAAACAGAAGGUGAGGAUAAAGGUGUUGUUUUGCCUGAGAAAGACUCACAAAAGGCUAAAAGUUUGGAGAACGUCGAACCAUCUUCUGAUUCUUUGGUACCAAACAUGGAGUCUUUUCUUCCUGAAUGUAUAAGCAAUGCUGCUCGUCUCCUUGAAACAAUUCUUCAGAAUUCGGAUACAUGCCGUAUUUUUGUUGAGAAGAAAGGAACUGAAGCUGUUCUGCAGCUAUUCACUUUGCCUGCCCUGCCACUUUCUGUUUCUGUUGGUCAGACCUUAUCUGUUGCAUUUAAGAAUUUCUCUCCACAGCAUUCUGCUUCUCUUGCUCGUGCAGUCUGUUUGUUUUUAAGAGAACAUUUGAAGUUAACGAAUGAACUUAUAGUUGAAGUUCGAGGAUCACAGCUUGUAAAGGUGGAGUCUGCUAAGAGGAUAACUGUGUUGAAGAACCUUUCAAGUCUUGAAGGUAUUUUAUCUCUCUCCAAUUCUUUAUUGAAGGGAAGUACUACUGUGGUUUCUGAGUUAGGAACUGCGGAUGCUGAUGUCUUAAAGGAUCUUGGGAGAGCGUAUAAGGAAGUACUUUGGCAAAUCUCCUUAUGCUGUGAUUCUAAGGUGGAUGAGAAACAGAACGUGGAAGUAGAGCCUCAAAAUGUAGAAGCAGGUUCUUCCAAUAUGGGAGGUAGAGAUAGUGAUGAGGAGACUAAUAUUCCUUCAGUUAGAUACAUGAAUCCUGUUUCUAUCAGGAAUAGUUCUCACUCUCAAUGGGGUGUAGAACGUGAGUUUCUUUCUGUAAUUCGUUCAAGUGAAGGUUUUAAUCGUCGUAGUAGACAUGGUAUAGCACGGAUUCGUGGUGGAAGGACCAGUAGGCAUUUGGAAAGUUUACAAGCUGAUUCUGAAGUUGCUCCCAGUGUAGUGGAGAGUAGCAUCCAGGAGAUGAAGAAAAAGACUCCUGAUGUUCUGGUAUUAGAAAAUCUGAACAAGCUUGCUUCUAGCAUGCGUUCUUUCUUUGUGGCUCUUGUUAAAGGAUUUACAUCUCCAAAUCGUCGGAGAACUGAAACUGGAUCUCUAAGUGCAGCUUCAAAGAGCAUAGGAACUGCCCUAGCUAAAGUUUUUCUCGAGGCUCUUGGUUUCUCAGGAUAUCCAGACGCUGAUGUGCUUGAUAUACCACCUUCUGUCAAGUGUCGAUAUCUUGGUAAGGUUGUGGUUGAUAUGGUAUCUCUAACAUUUGAUGCCAGGCGGCGUACCUGUUAUGCAUCCAUGAUCAAUAAUUUCUAUGCACAAGGAACCUUUAAGGAGCUUCUGACAACAUUCGAAGCAACCAGUCAGUUGUUGUGGACACUUCCCUAUUCUGUACCGCCAUCUGGAAUGGUUCCUGAAAAUAGUGGGGAGGAAAACAAGUUAUCUCACUGUUCGUGGCUUCUUGAUACACUGCAGAGUUAUUGCCGUUUGCUUGAAUAUUUUGUCAAUUCGGCUUUGCUGUUGUCUCCAUCCUCAACAUCCCAAGCGCAGCUCCUUGUUCAGCCAGUUGCAGUCGGUUUGUCUAUUGGGUUAUUUCCUGUUCCAAGAGACCCAGAAGUGUUUGUCCGUAUGCUGCAGUCUCAGGUUCUGGAUGUUAUACUUCUUAUUUGGAACCAUCAGAUGUUCCCCAGUUGCAAUCCAGGGUUUAUUACUUCUAUUAUUAUGCUUAUAAAUUACAUCUACUGUGGUGCUGGGGAUGUGAAACGAAAUCGCAAUGGGUCAUCAGGUUCUGCAAACCCACGUGCUAUGGCUCCUCCACCUGAUGAGGCUACUAUUGGUACAAUUGUUGAAAUGGGCUUUUCACGAGCAAGAGCUGAGGAGGCAUUAAGACGUGUAGAAACAAACAGUGUGGAGAUGGCCAUGGAGUGGUUGUUCAGUCAUGCUGAAGAUCCUGCUCAAGAAGAUGAUGAGUUGGCUCGUGCACUAGCUUUGUCACUUGGGAAUUCAUCAGAGACUUCUAAAGCCGAUAAUGUUGAUAGAUCGGUGGAUGUUCUUUCUGAAGAGCAACAAACUAAGCCACCACCUGUUGAAGAUGUCCUUGCUGCAACAAUUAAGCUGUUUCAGAGCACCGACUCCAUGGCUUUUCCCUUAAUGGAUUUACUUGUGACUCUUUGCAAUCGGAACAAAGGAGAAGAUCGUGCAAAAGUGAUUUCAUGUCUUAUUCAACAGUUGAAAGAUUGCCAGCUAGAAUUUUCAAGAGAUACUGGUGCCUUAUGUAUGAUAUCACAUACUUUAACAUUGCUUCUCUCUGAAGAUGCAAGUAUACGGGAAAUUGCGGCAAAGAAUGAUAUUGUCUCUGUAGUUCUUGAAAUAUUGAUGAAGUUCAAGGCUAGAGCUGAAAAUGAGAUUAUGGCUCCUAGAUGCAUCAGCGCAUUGCUUCUAAUCUUAUUUAAUUUGUUGCAAACCAGGCCUAAAAUCUCCAGUGAUGACACUGAAAGAGUCAUAGCUGCAUCUUUACCAGAGUCUUUAGAAGAGCAUCUCCCAUCCCAAGUUCCUGAAGCAGUGAUUGAGAAGAAGUCAACUCUAGUCUCCCAGGAUGAUGAAUCAUCCAAUGGUUUUGAGAAAAUAUUUGGGAAACCUACAGGUUAUCUGAGUAUAGAGGACAGUUGUAGGGUGCUUGAUAUAGCUUAUGACUUGGUUAAACGACAUGCACCACCCAUGGUUAUGCAGGCUUCCCUUCAGCUGUGUGCACGCUUGACAAAGACACAUUCUCUUGCCAUUCAGUUUCUUGAAAAUGGUGGAAUGACUUCUCUUUUUGGUCUUCCGAGAUCUUGUUACUUCCCUGGAUAUGACACCUUAGCAUCUGCCAUUGUUAGACAUCUUCUUGAAGAUCCUCAGACCCUGCAAACAGCCAUGGAGAUGGAGAUACGGCAGACUCUUAGUGGAAGUCGUCAUGCUGGUCGUACUUCUGUUAAAACAUUUUUAACAUCAAUGGCACCUGUAAUAUGUCGAGACCCUGGAGUAUUUGUGAAAGCUGCAGCUGCAGUUUGCCAGUUGGAAUCAUCUGGAGGUAGAUCUAUCAUUGUCUUAUCAAAAGAGAAAGACAAGGAGAGAGAGAAAGGUAAAACAUCUGUUGAGUUUGGAGCUUCUAAUGAGUGUCUACGUAUUUCUGAAAAUAAGACCCAGGAUGGAUCAGGGAAGUGUUCGAAAGGCCACAAAAAGAUCCCUGCAAAUAUUUCUCAGGUUAUUGAUCAUCUUCUUGAAAUAGUAGCAACAUUUCCUACACAGAGAAUGCUAGAAGAUUGCGUGGGAAACGCCUGUGCUAUGGAUAUUGAUGAGCCUACAGUCAAAGUAAAGGGGAAAUUGAAGGUGGAUGAGUUGCGGGAGGUUCAGUCUGACAGGGUGUCAGAGAAAUCAGCAGGGCUUGCUAAGGUGACUUUCGUACUCAAAUUAUUGAGUGACAUUCUUAUGAUGUAUGUACAUGCUCUUGGGGUUAUCCUGAGAAGGGAUCUGGAGAUGUGUCAACUUCGGGGAUCCCAUCAGCCGGAGAAUCCUGGUUAUGGUGGCAUUAUCCAUCAUGUGUUGCAACGGCUUCUUCCUCUUUCUAUGGAUAAAUCUGCAGGCCCUGAUGAAUGGAGAGACAAGCUGUCUGAAAAAGCUUCAUGGUUUCUGGUAGUUUUGUCUGGUCGAUCUAGUGAAGGUCGUAGGAGGGUUAUUAAUGAACUUGUGAAAGCCUUGUCUUCAUUUGUGAAGUCUGAAAACAACUCUGCCUGUGGCAGUUUAUUGCCAGAUAAAAAAGUCCUUGCCUUUGUUGAUCUUGCAUAUUCCAUUUUGUCCAAGAAUUCAUCCGCAGGUGACUUACCUGGUUCUGGCUGUUCUCCAGAUAUAGCCAAAAGCAUGAUAGAUGGAGGAUUGGUGCAGUGCUUGUCUGGUGUCCUUCAAGCAAUGGACUUGGAUCACCCUGAUGCUCCGAAAGUUGUGAAUCUGAUUCUUAAAACAUUGGAAAGCCUAACAAGGGCUGCCAAUGCUAGUGAGCAACUUUUUAAAACUGAUUCUGUGAGCAAGAAAAAAUUAAAUGCCCUUAAUGGUGGGUCGGAUAAUCAAGUGAAUACAACAUCAGCCUUUCCGAACAUAGAGGUCAGUGGAACUGGAAACAGCCUGCAGGGGGUCCCUAAUUCAAGUGCAGGGCAACUGCCGGCUAGUGCUUCUCAGAAUCACAGCAAUGAGAAUGUGACUGCAAAUCCUUCCAUGGAGCAAGAAAUGAGAACUGAGCAAGAAGAAGCAACUGCAGGCAAUCCUCCUCUCGAGCUUAGGUUGGAUUACAUGCGUGAUGAAAUGGAAGACAAUGGUGUUCUGAAUGACACAGAGCAAAUUGGGAUGGGUUUCCACGUUGAGAAUAGGGCACAUCAUGAAAUGCGAGAAGAAGAUGAUGAUAUGGGAGAUGACGGCGAGGACGACGAGGAUGAUGAUGAAGGUGAGGAUGAGGAUGAAGAUAUAGCUGAAGAUGGCACCGGCUUGAUGUCUCUGGCUGAUACAGAUGGGGAAGAGCAUGAUGAUACUGGCCUGGGAGGUGAAUAUAAUGAUGACAUGGUUGAUGAAGAGGAUGAUGAGUUUCAUGAAAAUCGAGUCAUUGAGGUUAGGUGGAGGGAAGCCUUGGACGGCCUUGACCAUUUGCAAGUUUUAGGGCAACCUGGAACAGGAGGUGGGCUUAUUAAUGUUGGAGGUGAGACAAUUGAAGGGUGGAAUGUUGAUGACCUUUUUGGUCUACGUAGAACCUUUGGCUUUGAGCGUCGCCGCCAGCCAACUAGGAAUUCCUUAGAACACUCUGCUACUGAAGUUACUGGUCUGCAACAUCCUCUCCUCUUGAGGCCAUCACAGUCUGGUGACUCUGCUUCUGUCUGGUCAUCUCUUGGGAACUCGUCCAGGGAUUCAGAAGCAAUAUCUGCUGGUAGGCUGGAUGUAGCUCGUUUCUACACUUUUGAUUCUCCAGUACUCUCGUUUGAUAGUGUGCCGUCCAGCCUUUUCAGUGACAGACUCAGUGGUGCAGCAGCCCCACCUUUGGCUGACUUUUCUGUUGGUUUGGAGUCUCUACAUGUUCCAGGUCGUAGGCCUGGUGAUGGUAGGUGGACUGAUGAUGGUCAACCACAAGCAGGUGGUCAGUCUGCCGCUAUUGCACAGAUGGUCGAAGAGCAGUUCAUUUGUCAACUAAACAGAAUUGCUCCAGCUACUAAUCCUCCUGAAAGGCUGUCACAUGCUGUUGGAUUAUUGGAGAGAGAGCAGGACAUACCUGUAGUUGGUGAGAGUCGACAGCAGAUUGAGGGUGAUAGCACCGCUGGUCAACAGAAUGAUGAUCCCCAUAACAAUAGUGGGCAAGAAUCCAAUCAACCACUUGAGGUUCAGUCUUGUGAAAGGGAAAACAAUCAGGAGGUUGUUGCUGAUCAGGUUGGUGAAUUCCCCGAAGCUAUUGAUCCUAUGGAAAAUGUACUUUCAGACAGGACUAGCAAUGGUCAUGGCAGCAUGUUGAUUGGGGAAGGAAAUGCAAAUCCAAGUGACAACAUAGAGGGAACUACAGGUUAUGCUGUGUCAUCUAUACAAGGUGAAGGCGAUGCGACUGAUGUAGGCAAUGACACAACCCCAGUAACAGAUGGUCAUGCCAGUGAUGAGCCACUGCUGAUUUCUGGGGAAGCAAUGCUGGACUCCAGUGUUCACCAUGCUUCCUUAGUUCAGGAUGCUGAUAUACAUAUGCUUGGUGCAGAACCAGAAAGGGGGAAUGACCAACCAUUACCUGUUCUGCCUGAGGACCCAUCAGUGACUCAGAACCUUCAGGAAGUUCAAGAUGCUAGUCAAACUGAUGAAACUAGUUUGAAUAAUGAAGCUUCUACUGCAAAUGCUAUAGAUCCGACCUUUUUAGAAGCACUUCCGGAAGAUCUUCGGGCAGAGGUUCUUGCAUCGCAGCAGGCUCAGGCUCAACCUCCAACUUAUACAGCACCGGCAGCUGAAGAUAUUGAUCCAGAGUUUUUAGCUGCUCUUCCUCCAGAUAUUCAAGCAGAAGUUCUUGCCCAACAACGUGCUCAGAGAGUCAUACAGCAGGCUGAAGGUCAGCCUGUGGAAAUGGAUAAUGCUUCAAUCAUAGCCACAUUUCCAGCUGACCUGCGUGAAGAGGUGCUGUUAACAUCAUCAGAAGCUGUUUUGUCAGCAUUGCCAUCUCCAUUACUCGCUGAAGCACAAAUGCUUCGGGACAGAGCUAUGAGUCACUACCAAGCACGCAGCUUGUUUGGAGGCAGCCACAGGCUUCACGGUCGGAGAAAUGGUCUGGGAUUUGACAGACAGACAGUUAUGGACAGGGGCGUGGGUGUUACAAUCGGCCGGAGGGCUUCAUCUUCUUUUUCAGAGAGUUUGAAGUUGAAGGAACUUGAAGGCGAACCACUUUUAGAUGCUAACGGCUUGAAAGCAUUGAUCCGCCUCUUGAGAUUAGCACAGCCUCUUGGGAAAGGUCUCUUGCAGAGACUCUUGUUGAAUUUGUGUGCUCAUAGUAGUACAAGAGCAGUUCUGGUCCACCUUCUUCUUGAAGCUAUCAAGCCUGAGACUGGAGGGGCAGUUGGUGGUUUAACAACCAUUAAUUCACAGAGACUUUAUGGCUGUCAGUCGAAUAUUGUUUAUGGCCGAUCACAACUGUUUGAUGGACUUCCUCCACUGGUAUUGCGUCGGAUUCUGGAGAUCUUAACUUACCUCGCUACCAACCACUCUGCGGUUGCCAGUCUUCUUUUCUACUUUGAGCUCUCGAUUAUUCCAGAGUGGUCAGAUGUAAAGUGUUCGGAAAAGAGGGACAAAGGCAAGGAGAAAAUUGUUGGAGGAGAUUCCUUAAAUCCUUUUGGAAGCUCUCACAAGGGGGAUGUUCCAUUGGUUUUGUUUCUCAAGCUCUUGAAUCGACCACUUUUCUUGCGCAGCAUUGCACAUCUUGAACAGGUCAUGGGCCUUCUUCAAGUAGUUGUCUAUACUGCAGCUUCCAAGAUGGAGUGUCAGUCUCAUUCUGAAGAAACAGUAGACCAUUCUCAUAAUCCUGCUGGCAAUGAAACUAUGAGUGAUCUACAGAAAGAUCCUGGAUUGCCAGACAUAAAGUCCCAUCAAGAUGAUAGCAGCACUGGUUCUGCCAACCCUGCAUCUGAUGGCAACGGAAGCCUAAACAUUCGUGACAUCUUCUUGCAGCUGCCACAGUCUGAUUUGCACAAUCUUUGCUGUCUUCUUGGUCACGAAGGGCUAUCAGACAAAGUUUACAUGCUUGCUGGCGAGGUGUUGAAGAAGCUAGCCAUAGUUGCUGCUCCCCAUCGCAAGUUCUUCAUUUCAGAACUUUCAGAGUUGACUCAAAGGCUGAGCAAGUCAGCUGUAGAGGAGCUUAUCACACUUAAGAAUACACACAUGCUUGGACUGAGUGCUGGAUCCAUGGCUGGAGCUGCUGUUCUUCGUGUACUACAAACACUUAGUUCACUAAGUACAGCUUGUGCAAUUGGCAAUGCGGACACAUCUAUGGAGGAGGAACAUGUUGAGCAUAAUAUCAUGUGGAAGUUAAAUGUUUCACUGGAACCAUUAUGGGAAGAGCUGAGUGAAUGCAUUGGCACCAUGGAGUUAGAGCUCACACAGAGCACUUCUUCUUCAGUUAUGUCAAGUUCUAAUAUCGGGGAGAAUACACAUGGUGCUUCUUCUGUAUCUUCUCCAUUGCCUCCUGGAACUCAGCGACUGUUACCUUUUAUUGAGGCUUUCUUUGUUUUGUGUGAGAAGCUUCAGGCAAACAGCUCUAUUAUGCAGCAAGAUCAUAUCAAUGCAACUGCACGAGAGGUGAAAGAAUUAGCUGGUACUUCAGUCAAGUUGUCCUCCAAGUCUACUGGGGAUUCACAUAAAAGAGUAGAUGGCGCUUUAACAUUUGUAAGAUUUGCGGAAAAGCACCGACGCUUGCUUAAUGCUUUUGUCAGGCAGAACCCUGGCUUACUGGAGAAAUCACUUUGUGUGAUGCUGAAAGCCCCACGGCUCAUUGAUUUUGACAAUAAAAGAGCUUAUUUUCGCUCCAGGAUAAGGCAGCAGCAUGAACAGCACCUCUCAGGUCCUCUGCGAAUUAGUAUUCGGCGGGCUUAUGUGUUGGAGGAUUCUUAUAAUCAGUUGCGUAUGCGACCCAGUCAAGACCUGAAAGGACGGCUAAAUGUGCAUUUUCAAGGUGAAGAGGGUAUUGAUGCUGGUGGUUUGACUAGAGAGUGGUAUCAAUUGCUAUCAAGGGUCAUAUUUGACAAAGGAGCUUUGCUGUUUACAACUGUCGGGAAUAAUGCGACUUUCCAACCUAAUCCGAAUUCAGUUUAUCAAACUGAACAUCUUUCAUAUUUCAAAUUUGUAGGCCGCGUGGUUGCCAAAGCACUACUUGAUGGGCAGUUGCUGGAUGUUUAUUUUACCCGGUCGUUCUACAAACAUAUCCUCAAUGUAAAGGUCACAUAUCAUGAUAUAGAGGCUGUCGAUCCUGAUUACUAUAAGAACUUGAAGUGGAUGUUGGAGAAUGAUGUGAGUGAUAUACCAGAUUUGACUUUUAGCAUGGAUGCUGAUGAGGAAAAACUCAUUCUUUAUGAGAAAACAGAGGUUACUGAUUAUGAGCUUAAACCUGGAGGAAGAAAUAUAAGGGUCACAGAAGAGACAAAGCACGAGUAUGUUGAUCUCGUUGCUGACCAUAUUCUGACAAAUGCUAUUCGCCCUCAAAUAAAUGCAUUCCUUGAAGGUUUCAAUAACUUGGUACCACGCGAACUGAUCUCCAUUUUCAAUGAUAAAGAGCUUGAACUUUUGAUAAGUGGCCUUCCAGAAAUUGAUAUGGAAGAUCUGAAGGCCAACUCUGAAUAUACUGGAUAUACAGCAGCAUCUACUGUUGUUCAGUGGUUUUGGGAGGUCGUUAAAGGUUUUAGCAAGGAAGACAUGGCAAGAUUUCUGCAAUUUGUGACUGGUACAUCCAAGGUUCCUUUGGAAGGUUUCAAGGCAUUGCAAGGGAUUUCUGGCCCUCAGAGAUUUCAGAUUCACAAGGCUUAUGGAGCUCCUGAGCGGCUUCCAUCUGCACAUACCUGCUUCAACCAACUUGACCUACCGGAGUAUACUUCCAAGGAACAGCUACAAGAACGUUUGCUUUUGGCUAUCCAUGAGGCUAGUGAAGGAUUUGGUUUUGGUUGAGACAAGCUUCCCUUUUGCAGCUUCCCCGAAAAUUGCUUAUAUUUGAUCAUCCUGUGAUUUCCAUGUAAAUACCGGCUGAUCGAUAUCAACUGGACAACGUAGAUUGGGAGUGUGUUGCUUACAGAUUUGAGUCUAUAUACAGCCUAUCUUAAGGAUGAUGGAAGGAUGACGGGGUAAUUGCUACGCCUCGGUCAUGUACAUGGCAGUUUAGUAUCAUCAGGUAGGGGGUUAUGCAUUACGAGUGGUAACCUUCUUGCACAGUGGCGAGGAGGUCCGACUUUGUUGUUCCUUCCAUUCCAACAGAUUCAGAAGAAACUCCGACAGCCUUAGGUCCCUGUGUAGAUAAGUAACAUAUUUCGUUUUCCAUUUUCUGUUUGGAAGGGGGUUCGGUGUGGGAGGUCUACAUUUAUUUUGGGUCUGGGGUAGGUGCUAAUUCAUUCAUGCUUUAGAAUUUGAUUAAUUACCUAUGGUUACUGGUUGGCAUCAGAUCAACACUUUAAUCAGCUUAUAAUGCUAUACUUGAUCUGAUAAUUUUUUUUGAAAAUGGAGAACUUGGUCGCCAUUCAAGAUUUUUUUC